This is a messenger RNA of Klebsormidium nitens, 1089 nucleotides long. The record is from the annotation of a GenBank genome assembly. Lineage: Eukaryota; Viridiplantae; Streptophyta; Klebsormidiophyceae; Klebsormidiales; Klebsormidiaceae.
AUGGUGGAAGGAGCUCCCUUGAAAACCCGUGCCGACAAGCCCCCUCCUCCGCAGCUCGCAGUCAAAAUGCUCUCCCCCAUCUUCCAAAGCUUCGCCCGUCGGAAGGAGAAGCAGUCCCACGUUCCGGCGGAAAAGCGCACGCUCAGAACGUCCCUCACCGGACCGGACUUCCACCGGAGCAUGCUCACGGAAUUGGGCGUGUUGUACGGACGCGAAAUCACGAACGUGGUGCGGAAUCCGGCGCUGCUCGCGCUGCAUCUGUUUGUGAGCCUGCUCAUGGCGCUGCUCGUCGGGGGGGUGUUCCAGAACGUGAAGGACGACAUAUCUGGAAUCCAGAACCGGCAGGGCGCGUUCCUCUUUUCGGUGGCCUUCUUCUCGCUCGCGAGCCUGAGCGCGUUGGAGGCGUUCAUCACGGAGCGCAUUAUCUUCACGCAAGAGGGCUCCGGCAAAUACUACCGCACCAUCAGUUACUUCCUGCCUAAAAUCACGCUCGACGCGCUCUUCCUGCGGAUCCUUCCCGCCGUCGUCUACUCAUGCAUCAUGUACUGGUUGAUGGGCCUGCGCCCGGACGGCGCCAAGUUUUUGCUCUUCCUGAUAAUCAUGGUCAUGGUGGCUAUGACGGCGGGCGAGGUCUGCUCCUGCAUCAGCCUCAUCACCGCGUCCGUCGGCGUCGCAAACUUCCUGUCGAUCGUCGUUAUGCUGCUCAUGAUCCUUUUUACAGGCGCGCUCGUCAACUCGGACAAGAUCACCCCAGGCCUCCAGUGGCUGCUCAAGCUGUCGUUCCUCAACUACGCGUUCGAGGUGCUGAUGACCAGCCAAGUCGAGGGCCUCACCAUCCUCUUCCAGCCCUCCGGCUUCCCCAAGCCCGUCCCCGUCAAAGGGGAGGUCGUCCUGGACACCCUUGGCCAGCACAGCGAGCGGCGAACCGCCGACACGUGGGCGCUUCUCGCGAUGGUUGUGGGCUACUUGUUGCUGGCGUGGCUCCUCCUGAUGCUGCGGGUGUGCAUGGCCUCCCGGCUCAAAGUGCACAAAGACCGCGCGCCACCUCCGGCGGUAGCGCCGCCCGUAGAGAGCGCUGGUGACGUGUAG